Molecule: messenger RNA, 330 nt
Organism: Trichobilharzia regenti
Lineage: Eukaryota; Metazoa; Platyhelminthes; Trematoda; Strigeidida; Schistosomatidae
Source: the annotation of a GenBank genome assembly
AUGGACAAAAUUUGGCAUUCUCCGGAAGAAGGAGAUUCGAAAAGUUCUAUUGGAAAAUCAUCUCGUGCCCAUACUGCUGAAUGUGGAAAUGUAGUCUUACGAAAGUUAGUCAAUGACAGACAACAAUCACUAAAUAAAGCCUCGGAAAUUAUUGGCUCGUUAAAGGAAGAGAAUAACCGUUUGAAAGUACUAGUUGAUGAGAUGAAAAGCAAAAAUGAAGAAGCUGAAAUCGACUGGCGAAGUAAAUACGAUAAUCUAUGCAGUGAAUUACAAGCCUGUAAUAAGGAAAUACUAUCUCGAGAUAUGAAUCUAUUGGUAAAAGAUGCUUAG